This is a messenger RNA of Acanthosepion pharaonis, 2148 nucleotides long. Lineage: Eukaryota; Metazoa; Mollusca; Cephalopoda; Sepiida; Sepiidae. The record is from the annotation of a GenBank genome assembly.
AUGCGAUCCUUAUUAGGAGACAACACCAUGUCCGAAGUGGUGUUAAAGAAACUGUGGAUGGAUAAACUACAAACACAUACAACACAGAUACUCGCAUCACUCCCCGAUGAUUUACAGCUGGAGAAAAUAGCAGAAAUAGCAGACAAAAUACAUGACAACAACCAAGACAAAAAUACUACAUCUCGCCAUGGAGUGUAUCUGAUUUGUGACUGUGCCCAAUGCCUGUUCCUGUUAUUCCGGCCAUUCCUCAAAGAACAGUGUAAGAAAACCAACCUCCGUUCCAAAGUACAGAAACUUGGUAUUGUGAUAGGUUCUGUGUUUCUAUGUGGUUCUGGUGUCUAUCUGCAGGUUAUGCUAUUAAAUGAGAAUUUACCCUCCUUCAAUAAUAUAUCCAACAUGGACAGAGAAAGUGCCACUAAACAUUGGCAUCCUUCUAUACGUUUAGAUGAUCUGAAUACAGGACCAGUGAGAGCCAAGCCCAGAGGUGACAAAUUAGUGGCAUUUCUGCCUUGGCUGGUAUCCCAGAGUGCUGAUCACUGGAACUUGCUGCGACUGGCCCAGUCAGAGAGUCGCAUUGGUCGUAUUAUUGGCAUUGAUAAAUUGACCCGGGAGAUCUGGCAAGAUUACCAAUAUCGAGAAAUACGUCAGGCGGCAGACUACAGGACAUUUGUGGGAUUGGCUCGCUCUCAAAAUGUUGACAUGCGUUUCUUCCGGGAACCACCACAACUCUCAAACCCAAAGAAAGACCUAAUUGGAGGGCUGCAACAAUUGCUUUCCAGUUUACCUGUAGCUGAAGACCCCUGUAUUGGUUAUUUCACUUCAACUGGACUCCAAAAAAAUGAAUCUCGAGAUUUGGGGAGGCUUUUUUGGAACCUUGAAAAUACUGAUGCAGAUACUGAUCUCAAUAAAGAUAAUUCUGCCAAUUCUGAGUUAAAUAUAUUGGAGUGUCUCUUGGAAGCUUUGUUACGACAUUCAACGAUUGGCAAACAUUCUGUUCAGAUUGUGCAGUAUGGAGGACUGGUUCUGCUUCGUCGUGUUCUUGAUAAUUACCCAGACAACUACCAUUUACAUCAGUUAUGUGCCCGUAUUCUAGGCAAUCUGGCUCUUCGCCCUGAACUGCAUGAAGACAUUGUAAGGAGCGGAUGGGUUAGUAUCCUGGUCAAGUGGAUGCAGUCCGUUAACAUUGAUGUGUGCCUCAAUACCGCUCGUGCCUUAGCGAACAUGGAUAUUGACAGUUCCUCUGCCAUGUAUUAUGAUGGAGUCUAUGUGCUCCACCCUAUUUAUAGAUCACGGAAACCUAUCUACGCUGAUGUUGUUUUCGUUCAUGGUUUGUUGGGUGGACCAUUUAAAACCUGGAGGCAAGGGGGUUCAGAUGAUCGGUUACCUUCUGAAUUGAAUGAGCUCAUUGCACAAGGACAAUAUACACGAUGUUGGCCAAAAGAUUGGUUGUCUCAAGACUCUGAACAUUUGCGUAUUUUAACAGUUGAAUAUGACACUUACCUCAGCGAACUCUCUGCAACAUGUCCUUUUGAUAGAGAAAAGAGAUCUUUAUAUAUUCGAGCUAAAACCAUCCUUCAUAAACUCCGCAAAGCUGGUAUUGGUGAACGCCCUAUAAUAUUUGUUGGUCAUUCAAUGGGAGGGCUGCUCAUAAAACAAAUGUUGCUUUUAGAUGAAACAAUGGAGAAGAAAAUCCUUAAACAAACCAAAGGCAUCAUUUUCUAUAGCGUUCCUCACCGAGGCUCAACUCUUGCAUCGCUCUGGAGACAGGCUUGGUUCCUUCUUUAUCCAUCCAUUGAAGUCAAUGAGUUAGAUCCAGAUUCUUUGCUAUUACGAACACUGCACAAAAACUUCCAAGAGUUGAUCGUUGAAAGUGACAUUGAAUGCGUUAGCUUUGGAGAAUUGCAAAAAACCCCAUUAGGAAUGCGUCUUCAUGCACUUAUUGUUCCUCCACAUUCAAGUGAUCCUGGCUUUGGUGCCUUUUACACUAUUGAAGCCAAUCAUUUGACAAUAUGCAAGCCAAUGAACCAUCAGUCAAUGUUGUAUGCAGUAACAUUACAGUACAUCCAAGAUUGGGCAAACCAGACUUUGGUGGAGAGUGUCAUGAAGGCAGGGCUUGGUAUUGAGGAUCAAGUGGCUAAUUUGAUUUGA